AUGAAGUUAGUUUGGUUAUCGAUUGUGUUCAUCCAAUUGGUGCAGGCCGCUAACAAUUACGGUUUUGACCAAUGGAGCAACAAUGACCUAAAACAAUUUUUAAACGAUUACAAGAUCAAGCAAGACCCUUCAUGGGACAACUCAAAGUUGAUUGAAGUUGCCACCAACGAAGCUAAGAAAUUGGAGAAUGGCUACAAGAAAUUAAAGACUGAGUUGGACAAACAAUUGCAGCCAAAAAAGAACAAUUUGGAGGACUACUUGAGUUUCAGCUUUUUGUUUGGACUGAAUGAAAAGAAACGUUCCCCAAUUCAGGACUGGUUCUUUGAAAGCUGGAACUUGGACUCAUUGAGAAAGUAUUUGAAACAUAAUGGUAUCAAGUACAGCGACACUGACAACAAGAGUGAUUUGCUAAAGAGUGUCAAGUCUUCAUUUGACAAAAUUGCCAAGAAGAACAAAGGCUCGAAUUAUUACCCUGGAAGUUGGUUAUACGACUCAUGGUCAAAUGACGAUUUAACCAAAUGGUUGAAGAAAUAUGAUGUUCCAUUUAACAAAAAGUCGACUAGAGAGCAAUUGAUUGAUAAAGUAAAGGAAUACAACUACAAGGCAACAAAUGAGAUUGCAGACACCAAGGAUGCUUUAUUUGACUCAUUGGACCUUUUUGACAAGUCCAUCUUUGACCGUUCUGGCCAAAUCAAGAAUGAGUUUUUUGAAACCUGGUCAUACUCUCAAUUGCGCGAGUGGUUGUACUUGCAUGGCUUCCUUAACGAUGACCCAGAUACUUAUGUGGCUGAUUUAGACAAGGAAAAAUUGAUUGAUACUGCUCAAAAGUACAAAAAGUACCUUUUGGAAGACAUUCAGACUUGGUUGAAACACUCUGAAAGAAAGGUACAGCCAUGGUUGAACAAGGGUGGUGAAUCCUCUGACCCUUCAUCUCACGAAAACAAGCAUGCAAAGAAUUUGAUCAAUGAUACAUUCUUUGUUGGCAUUGACAAUUGGUCAAAGGACAAGUUGCGCGAGUUUUUGAAUGUGCGUAAAGUUCCAUACUCUAUUUUCACCACCAGAACUCAAUUGGUUGAGUUGGUUAAGGAGCACAGAGCAGAUCCAAUUCAUGUUGAGGCUGAAGCCUAUGUAAUUGAUCAAGAUUUUUCCACCAACUCGAUCAAACAAUGGUUAAUUGAGCAAGGGCAAAAUAUUGAUGGUUCAAGACAAGACUUGAUUUCUGCUUUCCAAGAGCAGUUCAAGAAGAUUGGUUCUGGUAGCAACAAUAUUGAUUCCCAAAUCAGAUUCUAUACUCCCGACUUGCAAGGCUACAAGAAUUACUUGGAAAAGAAUGUCCCAGAGUCAAAAAAGUAUUCAGAGAGUAGAAUUAAGCAAGCUUAUAAGUUGGUUGAGGAAUACUUUAACAAAGCCAGUGAGACUGCAAAAGAGGAAUUCCAAAAAGACAAGUACUCAGCCGAGGAGGCGUUGCAAGAAAUUCAAAAGGCGAGCUACGAAUAUGCUUCUGGCUUUUAUGAUGAAAUUGAUGAUGCUCAAAGUAACAUUUCUCACUUGAUUAUCGAUGCCAGAUUAGCAAGUACAAAUUAUGUCAAGUCUUUGGUUAACAAAUUGGUUAAGGACUGGAGAAAGUUUGAGACUACAUUAUUGGGAACUAAAAAGACGGCAGAGGGCUGGAUUGGUGAUGGUCAAAAACAAGCUGAAAAGGGAGGUCAAGCCGUGUUGAAAAAUGUUGAUGAUGCAAAGGAUAGUCUUGCACAAAAGUACGAAGGGCUUUCCAAGAAAGCACAAGCUUUAUACGAUGAAUACUUGAACAAUGCCGGUGAGUCUGUUGAUGAUUUGUCAACUGAAGCGGGCAAAAAGUACGAAGAAGCCGCUAAAGAGGCCAAUUACAAGUAUGAUCAAUAUGUGCAAUUGCUCAACUCGAAAUCUGACGAAGUUGCUGAAGCUGCAGGUAAGCAAUACGAAAAAGCUGUUUCCGAUGCCCAAAAGAAAUACGACGAGUAUUCUACUUUGUUUAACCAGAGAAUUGACGAAUUGACCAAUGAGGCUGGUAAACUGUAUGAAGCAGCAGCAGCAGAGGCUAGCAAGAAAUUCGAGGAGUACAACAAGUUGGCCCAGGACACUGCUGCUGAUGCAUACAAAGAAGCAGGUAAACAAUACGAAGCAGCAGCUGCAGAGGCUAACAAAAAGUAUAACGAGUACACUAAAUUGGCUGGUAAGAAGUACAACAAUUUGUCCAAGUCAGCCAGCAAGCAAUAUGCCGAAUAUUCGAAACUUGCUAAUAAGAAAGUUGAUCAGUUAUCGGAUGACGCCGCCAAGCUGUAUGAAGAAGCUGUUAAAUUGGCCAAUGAAAAGUAUGCUGAGUUUAGCAAAUUAGCUAGCCAAAAGUAUGAUGAAUGGUCUUCCGAUGCUACUUUGAAAGCCGACAAGUUAUAUAAGGAAGCAGGCAAGCAAUACGAGCUUGCUGCCAAGGAUGCUGCUAAGAAGUAUGAUGAGUAUUCUUCGGUUGCCGCAGCCUAUGCAGCAGAUUUGGGAGCCAAGGCAUCUAAAAAGUACAAUGAGUAUGCCAAAGAUGCUGGUAACAAAUUGGAUGAUUUAUCGCAAGAAGCACAGAAGCAAUACGAAAUUGCAGCUAUUGAGGCUGAGAAAAAGUACAAUGAGUACUCGAAGAUUGCUGGCGAAAAGUACGAAGAGUACAGUAAAGAAGCAGGUAAGAAAUAUGACGAACUUGCCAAGGAAGCUGCCAAGCAGUAUGAAGCGGCAAAGAAAGAUGCUGGAAUCAAAUGGGAUGAGUAUAGCAAGUUGGCUGGUGAGAAGGCUGUUGAAUACAAGGACAUUGCCGGACAAAAGGCCGUUGAAUACAAAGAUAUUGCUGGAGAGAAGGCUACUGAGUUGGGCAAAGAGGCUGGAAAAAAGAUUCAGGACUGGUCACAAACUGCUAGUGAAGAAGGCGGUAGAUUGUAUAGUGAUGCUGUUGAGCAAUCGCACAAGUCUUAUGUCAAGUACUCCCCCAAGGUUCAAGAUUGGUUCAAGAAUGUUUACAGAGAAUCACUUUACCGUUUGGGAUUGUUCAACGAAAAGGUUUAUGAGAAAGUCGAAGAUGUUGGAGAAUUAGCUGCUGAAAAAUGGGACAGUUUCCUCAAGACUUACUCCAAUGCAGACCUUAAAGCAUACUUGAGAUCAUUUGGCUAUAGCUAUUCCUGGUUGAGCGGAUUAAACAGAAAGGAAUUGUUGACAUUGGCCGAGGUUCAAGAGAAAUUGUUUACUGGUAAAAAGCACUUGAAAUGGGAAAGACCAAUUGGUGAAGUUUUGAAAGGUGCCGGUGAGGAUAUUGGUGAAGCAUUGGGCAUCAAGAAACAACCACAUGGUCUUGUUGAACAUGUAAAGUACUAUUUGGGAUUCAAUUAUUGA
Lodderomyces elongisporus is the source of this 3408-nucleotide messenger RNA. RefSeq lists its product as uncharacterized. The record is from RefSeq and is a predicted model, not a curated record. The transcript has a single exon. Lineage: Eukaryota; Fungi; Ascomycota; Pichiomycetes; Serinales; Debaryomycetaceae. Bases 1 to 3408 code for a protein of 1135 amino acids.